Molecule: messenger RNA, 600 nt
Organism: Adineta steineri
Lineage: Eukaryota; Metazoa; Rotifera; Eurotatoria; Adinetida; Adinetidae
Source: the annotation of a GenBank genome assembly
AUGCAGGCAAUUACCACAUUAAAUCUCGACUGGAAUAAAAUCGGAGCUGAUGGAGCACAGCAUCUAGCAGAUGCAUUACGAACUAAUAAGACACUUACCACAUUAAAUCUCGAUUGGAAUGAAAUCGGAGCUGAUGAAGCUCAGUAUAUAGCAGAUAUACUACGACAUAAUACGAAACUAACCGUGUUAAACCUGGACUGGAAUCGUAUCAGAGAUAUUGGAGCACAACAUCUAGCAGUUGGACUACGAACGAAUACGACGCUUAUCGAAUUAAAUCUCUGUGUCAAUCAAAUUGGAGAUGCUGGGGCACAGGAUAUAGCAGAUGGAUUACGAGCUAAUAAAGUACUUAUCACAUUAAAUCUCUGUGACAAUCAAAUUGGAGAUGUUGGAGCUAAGCAUAUAGCCAAUGCAUUACGAACUAAUAAGACACUUACCACAUUAAAUCUUAGACGGAAUCAAAUCGGAGAUCUUGGAGCACAUCGUCUAGCAGGUGUAUUACGAAAUAAUACAGUAACUAUAAUUCUAUUCUUUAUCUAUUUCAUAUAUCUAUUUGCAUUUUUUCCUGCAGGUACUUACGAAGUUGAGUCUACCGUGCAAUGA